This is a messenger RNA of Spirometra erinaceieuropaei, 3156 nucleotides long. The record is from the annotation of a GenBank genome assembly. Lineage: Eukaryota; Metazoa; Platyhelminthes; Cestoda; Diphyllobothriidea; Diphyllobothriidae.
AUGCGCUGGUUCCAGGCCCUGGAUGCCAUGGAAUUUGACGUAGCAAAAUCAGUCAACUCAGACGGAGACGGGAAAAAGAAGGACAUUGAGGGCUACGGUCUGGGCAAGCGCUUUUCUAGCCUGACUGGCGGUCUUGAGAAGCUGGUUAAUCUCCUGGAUGCUACAGCGGAAAACGACCAACCGAAGGCAGAACUUCUGCUCGACAGUAUGGUGAAGCAGCAUGUCCUCGAUAUGCCUCUGGUAGUAGGCAAUCCGGAACGCAUCCGUGAACUCUACAGGAGCACAGUCCUUUCGGAUCCCAUGCUGUACAAAAUGGUGAUGCGUCGACGCGAUAUUCUACCUCAGGACCUACAAAACUUUGUAAACAAAAUUCUCGAAAUCACUGAGUCCUCAAACGAAAUGCUUGCCGCCCUUCUGCCCUCUGCAGGUCAUCGAAAGUUGAUCACCGACGCGGCGAAGGAAAUGUUCGCUUCCGGAUUCCUCUCCGGCGGACCCAAAUGUCCAUUCGAGAAUCCUGCAACAAAGAAACACAUAGUACCAGUAGUUCUCGACUCUACAAUGAGUGAUGAUGAUACCGAAAAGAUACCGCCUUCUGAGGUUGAAUCUGAGAAGAAGGAGGAGGAAGCGGGGGAGACCUCGAGAAUCAUGAAUUAUACUAACGAUGUGGACUACGAGAAGGCCUUCUACACCUCUAUCCGAAAUCCUAGCCGGGACAUUUUGGAAGAGGUGGCUUACUUCCUGCCGGAGUUUGCCUUUCACAUCAGACCCCUGUUCGAACUGAAGUGGGAGAAGAUCGGCACUGAUACCUAUCCGGAGACUCUUUUACCCGAACUGGCAAAACUUCGUGAUCUGCGUCACACCCGGUUGAACAUCAUGAAAUCUGGAGGGUUACUGAGCGCCAAAGAAGAGGAGAAGGACGCGGAGACCACCAGGAAACUGUGCAAAAAUCUAGUGGCGCGACUGUGUGGGCUCCUACGUGGGCCAGCGGGUAUGUUGCCUGGAAGUGGUUGCUGGAUGGCCUUGCUGGCAACACUGCAUGGCAUUAUGAUGUGGCCACCAUUAGGAGACUGUCUAGUACGCAAAAUGAACUACUGGCUGCCUGUGCUUCUCCUAACCCUCUUUAAUCGCUAUCCCUCCGUACGGGAGGAGGGCUGCUGUGUACUGGCCUUCCUGGUCUCCUGUUAUCCUCUCUUCACACGCCUCCACUACCACUCGCGGCAACUCCUGGUGUCCAACGUUACCUUCGCCCUGCUGGAUGCCAUGGACAAGAAUAAGGAAUCUUACGCCUACUUCCAUGGUGUUCUGGGCUACAUGCUGCACUCAAUCCCCUGUUGUGCGCCCAUGGAAUGUAUCGUGCUCUGGGCGCCAGAGGUCAUGAAGCGGAAAAAUAGUCUGGUCGCGCGGGACUGGCCCCGAUUCAUCUACUACAUGGCCAAGCAGUGGCCGACACACUGUCUCCGACGGAGUGUUAUUGUCCAGCGCCGACUUCUGCGCGUAUUGGAGUUGGGCCUCAGCAAACAGCGAUCAAAAUACAGUGCUCGUCUCGCGCUCGGUUAUUACCAGCGCCGGACGAGGGAGUUAAGCUUUGUGGCCACUUGUUGGCGGUCCAUGGGAGAGAGUUAAGUUACCGGGUGAUCCCACUCCCUGUCUCUCCUUUUAAAUAAAAACGGACAAGGUAACCACCCUGUGGAUGUGAAGUUGAACCCUGUAACGAUCACGCACACAUAUGUACGGUAAGCGGCUGAAACUCGAUUUCAGCGUCCCUUCUUACUGUGAUUGGUUAAAAAGCGUGUGUAUGUAACCGUAUACAAAAAACGCAAUCGAUACAAUUUGUCUUGUGACUUCUCUGUAAAUGCACCUAGGGGCCGGUAGAAUAAACCUGUUUAACUUUUCUGUCACCAUUAAGCCAAUCAGAAUCGCAUUCUUGUUUGGCGAGCGUAAGAUUUAAGUCUGCGUGUGGGUCAGCGACCACUGGUCACUGAGAUAUAUAGGAUUGUUCAUUACUGGCUGAGAUUCCUAAUAUCUGAAGGAUGUUAUGCUGUAUUCAGAAAAACCAAGUAAUUUAAAUUACUGAUCAUUUUCUGGCACACCCAAUCGUUCCGUUUUUAGUGGUAACUACAACGAUAAUUACUUCAAAGGAUGGGCUUCUAAACGCGCGAAAAGGAUUUGAAUGCGAUAACCGGGAAACGGCAGUCUUGAGCCCUAAGGAAAAUUUAAAAAAAGAUAGACGCACUUGACAGAUUUAAACAAAUCAUGUGACCCAACUGUGAAAAACUAAGCGACCUCGGUGGGCUGUGAGCCUACGGCAGCAAGGAAAAGGCUUGAGUACAGCCAAUGCUCUAGCCACCAUAGGCGCGGGGUUCCCAUCGACAGCCGUGAGAUUGAUCACAUUUGGGUCAAUUUACCCGUCCAGCCUACAGGGACGUAUGGGAUCCACCAAUCCUAGAACAGGAAACCGACUACCGAAGCAAAAUUGGCGGGAAUACAGUGUCGCAACGAAUAGUCAAACCCUUGCCCUAACCAUAACCACAACCGUAUCCUCAAGCCUGAACAUCAACCUUAAUCCUAGCUACUACGCAUUUUUUUCGAAGUGCUUUACACUCAGAUUUCCUGUGUGACGAGGAAAGUGUCAUCUCAAACCCCACCCGCCUUUAAUUUCGCAGCUACGUGGGGAGGGGGAGCGAAGCGAAAAAUGGAUCCGUGGAAUGAUAGAAACCCCGGUCUGCAGUGAAAACUUAGUGGACCAGACUAGCGAUUUUCAGGUCUCUAUCAGUCGCCUCAGGGUCAACAGUGCUGAUUGCUGAUUGGUCAAAAUGUCGCCUAAACAUUGACUGUUGUGUUGGGCUCCUUCAGGAUUUCAAACUCUUAAACAAACAUGCAGUCCCAGCUCUCGGUGUGAUUUUUUACACUUGCUACGCAGGCCCAUCAUUAAAUAAAUGACCGAUUGAAGAGGAACUGCAGUGAGAGCUUAAUGAGUUAGAAGAAGAUGAAGAAGAAGAACAAGAAGAGGAAGAAGAAGAAGAAGAAGAAGAAGAAGAAGGAGAAGAAGAAGAAGAAGAAGAAGGAGAAGAAGAAGAAGAAGAAGAAGAAGAAGAGGAGGAGGAGGAGGAGGAGGAGGAGGAGGAAGAAGAAGAAGAAGAAGAAGAGUAUGACUGA